Messenger RNA from Candidula unifasciata, 1635 nucleotides. Lineage: Eukaryota; Metazoa; Mollusca; Gastropoda; Stylommatophora; Geomitridae. The record is from the annotation of a GenBank genome assembly.
AUGGACGUAGAUUCACAGAGACACCUACCAGACAAGCAUCACCUGCUGCAAGAGUCAGAAAAUGGAAAACGAGAUUUACUACAUACAAAUUCAGUAAAAGAUCAUUUUGACCAUGCAGAAAGAAGAAUAGAACAGAAAGAGAGAAGAAGCCAUCCACAGCUUGAUAAACUUGCUGAGACUGGAGGGAUUGUGAUACAAAAGAAACCGGAAUACGUUUUCGCAAAUGUUACUCUACCUUUGUUCAAUAACAAAACGGAUGGUUCUGGACCAGGAGAGUUGGGUCACCCGGUGAAAAUCGAUGUCAACAAACUGUCGAAAGAAGAGAAACUAAGAUAUGAUAAUGGCUGGAAAUCAAACAGCUUCAAUCAGUAUGCAAGUGACCUAAUAUCUAUCCACCGGAGUCUCGGCGAUGGAAGAAGUCAAGCGUGCAAAAAACAAGCAGAAGAGUACGACAGUUUGCGACUGCCGCAAAUAAGCGUCAUCAUCAUCUUCCACAACGAAGCUUGGUCUGUGCUAUUGAGAUCCGUGCACAGUAUCCUGUCGAGGACACAUGAACAUAUCCUGAAGGAGAUUAUCCUUGUAGACGACUUCUCCGCCAACGACUAUUUGAAGGAGCCGUUGGAAAAAUACUUCAAUUCCUUCCCAAAAGUACAAAUCAUUCGUGCGACCAAGCGCCAAGGACUUACACGGGCUCGCUUAUUGGGAUAUUAUCUAUCUACGUCACCAAUAGUUGUCUUCUUAGACUCUCACAUAGAAUGUUUCCCUGGUUGGGCGGAGCCUCUGAUUGCUCGAAUUAGCGAAGAUCCAACUACGGUUGUCUUCCCUAUCAUUGAGGUAAUAGACGAGGAUGACCUACACACCAGAUGCAACUCAACUCUCAACCAGAAUGCAAUUUUCCGUUUUAAAGACCUGACUUUCCAGUGGCAAGUGAUUUCAACUGCUGAAACGAACAGGAGGAGAGAUGACGCAAAUUUUAUAAGAUCGCCAACAAUGCCAGGAGGACUUUUUGCCAUCAGCCGAGAAUUCUUUGACAAACUGGGAACUUACGACCCUGGACUGGAUUACUGGGGUGGCGAGAAUAUUGAACUCUCCUUUAAGGCUUGGAUGUGUGGAGGGAGUGUGGAGUUGGUUACUUGUUCUCACAUCGGUCAUAUCUUUCGAGGCCCCAAUCCCAUUCCACUGCCGCCCGACCCUGUCAGAAAAAACUCCAUACGAGUUGCCGAAGUUUGGAUGGAUGAUUACAAAAACUACUUUUAUGAAAGAAUACUAUUCAGACUGGGUGAAUAUGGGGACGUGACUGAGAGGAAGCAGCUUCGAGAACGUCUCAAGUGUAAGAGUUUUGAGUGGUAUUUACGUAACGUUUACCCCGAUGUUGUAUUACCCUCCAACAUCAAGUACGCUGGAGAGAUCCAAAGCGUUGCCUCCCCGCGAUGUGUGGUCAAUAUGGGCGGACCCGAACAAAAUCAGCAUGCGCCGAAGAUGUAUCAGUGUCACGGACUGGGAAAUAAUCAGUUCUGGUAUUUUAGUGGAAAUGGUCAGAUUUUUCAGGAUGACUGGCACAUCUGCGUCUCCAAUGGGCAGAUUGUUACCAGAAACACAUGUACACCAGAUGGUGCCACAUGGAAGUACAGAGAG